UCUCCUAAUCCUUGAACCUUGAGAUUUCUGAUGCCUGAAUCAGUUUCGAGCACAAAAGGGAGAACUGGAACAAGGUCAUGGCUUUUAACACCCUUAUUUGUCAUCGUUCUCCCGGUGGCUGUGGCUGCGCUUCUAUUCCAGAUCGAACCGUUUGAACCGGUUCUGUUGCCGGUCCAGCUGAGCCGGUCCAACUUGGCGGUCCCUUCACGUAACGACCACAUGCGACGAGGAUCUGAAACUGUGGCAGAGGGAUACGUGGCAGGACCCGAAGACAUAGCCUACGACGCCGACGCGGGUGUCUUUUACACUGGCUGUGAGGACGGGUGGAUCAAGCGAGUUACGGUGAAUGACUCAGUCGUUGACUCGGUGGUUGAAAAUUGGGUGAACACUGGUGGAAGGCCACUUGGACUUGUUUUGAACCAGAACGGCGAACUCAUAAUUGGUGACGCCGAAAAGGGACUGCUAAGAGUGACAAGUGAAAAGGAGGUUGAGGUGUUGGUGAAUGAGUUUGAGGGCUUAAAAUUCAAAUUAACAGAUGGCGUUGAUAUAGCAGAUGAUGGUACUAUUUAUUUCACGGAUGCUUCACACAAAUACUCACUAAAGGAUGCUGUCUUAGACAUCUUGGAAGGGAAGCCUAAUGGCAGAUUCUUUAGCUAUAAUCCGUCAACAAAGAAGACAACCCUGCUAGCUCAAGACCUCUACUUUGCCAAUGGUGUUGCAGUCUCAGCAGAUCAACAUUUUGUGGUCUUCUGUGAAUCUGUCCUGUUGAGGUGCAAUAAAUAUUACAUAAAGGGCCCUAAAAAAGGAACAAUAGACAAGUUUUGUGACCUACCUGGCAUGCCUGAUAACAUUCAUUAUGAUGGACAAGGGCAGUAUUGGAUUGCAAUAGUCACGGCCUAUACUCCUGAAUUGGAUUUAGCAUUUAGAUACCCUUUCAUAAGGAAGGCAGUAGCAAUCAUAACAAAGUAUGUAUGGAAUCUACCUAUAUCGAAGGCUGGGGGAGUUCUGGCCGUGGAUUUAGACGGAAAACCAACAGCACAUUAUUAUGAUCCCAAAUUAUCAUUGACCAGUGGGAUUAAAAUUGGGAACCAUAUAUAUUGCGGUUCCAUUUUCUACCCCUUUGUCAUGCGUCUAAAUAUUAAGCAGUAUCCUGCUCUCCCCACAGUUUGA
Molecule: messenger RNA, 1170 nt
Organism: Abrus precatorius (Indian licorice)
Lineage: Eukaryota; Viridiplantae; Streptophyta; Magnoliopsida; Fabales; Fabaceae
Product: protein STRICTOSIDINE SYNTHASE-LIKE 5-like
Exons: 4
Coding region: 31-1170 (379 amino acids)
Biological process (GO): biosynthetic process
Molecular function (GO): strictosidine synthase activity
Source: RefSeq, a predicted model, not a curated record